Messenger RNA from Jaculus jaculus (lesser Egyptian jerboa), 1609 nucleotides. It is a transcript of the gene Lratd1, whose product is annotated as LRAT domain containing 1. Bases 286 to 1536 code for a protein of 416 amino acids. NCBI's taxonomy places the organism in Eukaryota, Metazoa, Chordata, Mammalia, Rodentia, Dipodidae. The transcript is spliced from 2 exons. The record is from RefSeq and is a predicted model, not a curated record.
GCAGCUUUCUUUGCUUUGGAGAUGGUCUUUUCUUCAUCCUAUUGUUUGGAUCGUGUGCUGGGUAGGAAGGAGAGGGGCUAUUUUCUCUGAAAGUGGACCUCUACACCCCCUCCCAUAUACUCACCCCCGCACUAGUACCCUGGACCGGACUCUCCUGCUCCUUUCCUUGCUCUUUGUUAGGGUACAUUAGAACAAGCAGCCUCGCCCUGGCGUAGUCCGAAGGCGAGCAAAGUGCGGAGCAGAGUGCACCUGCCUGCGUGGGCAGGUGUGCCCGGUCGCUUGUGCAUGCUAAGGCAAAAGGGUGGAAGCGGACUCCGGAAUUGUGUACAAAUGAGGGGGUGUCUCAGUGUGCCCAUGUGUCGUCGCGAAGAUUUGUCAGUGUGGGUGUGUUUGACAUUAUCAUUGUGGGUGUAUUACCAGCCUGUCAGUGUCUGCACUCCUAGUGUGCACAUCCUUGCUGGUGUCAAGUGGAUGCCUGCAAAUCUAUCGGAUUGUCAUUGUGCGAGCUGCUGUCAGGAGCGGGGUGUGACCGAGAGCAAAAACGGGGAGGUAGACAGCAGAGGCUGGGUACUGGAGUGGAAGUACAGCUGGCUGAUCCCAGUUCCUGGCCCUCGCCUCGUCGCGUCAUUGAUGGGCAACCAACUGGACCGUAUCACCCACCUCAACUACAGCGAGUUGCCCACCGGGGACCCGUCGGGGAUUGAAAAGGACGAGCUGCGGGUCGGGGUCGCCUACUUCUUCUCUGAUGAGGAGGAGGACCUGGACGAACGCGGGCAGCCGGACAAGUUUGGUGUGAAGGCUCCCCCGGGCUGCAACCCGUGCCCAGAGAGCCCUAGCCGCCCCCACCACCACCACCACCAUCACCACCACCACCACCACCUGCUGCACCAGCUCGUCCUCAACGAGACUCAGUUCUCCGCCUUUCGGGGCCAGGAAUGCAUCUUUUCCAAAGUGACCGGCGGCCCUCAGGGCGCCGACCUGAGCGUGUACGCGGUGACCGCGCUGCCCGCCCUCUGCGAGCCCGGCGACCUGCUAGAGCUGCUGUGGCUGCAGGCGGAACCCGAGCCGCCCGCGCCCGCCCCGCACUGGGCGGUCUACGUGGGCGGAGGGCACAUCAUCCACCUGCACCAGGGCCAGAUCCGCCAGGACAGCCUGUACGAGGCGGGCGCGGCCAACGUGGGCCGGGUGGUGAAUAGCUGGUACCGCUACCGCCCGCUGGUGGCCGAGCUGGUGGUGCAGAACGCCUGCGGCCACCUGGGCCUCAAGAGCGAGGAGAUCUGCUGGACCAACUCGGAGAGCUUCGCCGCCUGGUGCCGCUUUGGCAAGCGGGAGUUCAAAGCCGGAGGGGAGGUGCCGGCGGGUACGCAGCCCUCGCAGCAGCAGUACUAUCUCAAGGUGCACCUCGGGGAGAACAAGGUGCACACGGCCCGCUUCCACAGCCUGGAGGACCUCAUUCGCGAGAGGCGCCGCAUCGACGCCAGCGGCCGUCUGCGGGUGCUCCAGGAGCUCGCGGACUUCGUGGACGACAAGGAGUAGCGGCGGCGCCGGGGACCGUCAGCCCGCCCCUCCCUACCCGGGUCUCCCCGCAUCCGCCCGCCCCCCGCCCCAG